AUGCCCGAAGAGUCAUUCGGCUUGUUCAGCAGUUCAGUAGUUCGGCGAUUCACCAGGACUAGUCGUUCAGCAGAGGCACAAAGACACCAAAUCCAUCUCAAGUACCGACUACUGUCCUUCGUACCUCGUCCAUCCUCCGUCCUCCGUCCUCCGUCCUCUCCAUCGGAUGCCUCAUGCACUGCCACGGGACCAUGGCGCAUUGGGGGGAUUCGGGGCGCCUCAAUGGAAUGGAGCACUCUGGUUGGCUGUUGCCUGGCGGCUUGCGUGAGAUGGACGCCUUGUCGGGACGAUGGCGAUGGUGGAUGGCUUAUGCUAAAGGUUAUGCGGAGAAAGUCGCUUGGUGCAGGUUGUGUCGUUGCUCGGCCUUUCCGAGAAAUGUCACCAAAGGAUCAUCUCAUGAAUUAUCACGUCCUUGAUUCAUCAUCUUCCCUCCCUCCAACAAGGCUGAACCCAAAGACACCAUCGCCAAUCGUUCCUCCACCAGACGGGAUCCCGCUGCCCCGGGGAACCCAACUGGAGACGGGACCCGUUGAGGACCACUAA
This is a messenger RNA of Ilyonectria robusta, 543 nucleotides long. RefSeq lists its product as uncharacterized. Bases 1 to 543 code for a protein of 180 amino acids. The record is from RefSeq and is a predicted model, not a curated record. The transcript has a single exon. NCBI's taxonomy places the organism in Eukaryota, Fungi, Ascomycota, Sordariomycetes, Hypocreales, Nectriaceae.